This is a messenger RNA of Drosophila innubila, 1350 nucleotides long. RefSeq names its product golgin subfamily A member 6-like protein 6. Lineage: Eukaryota; Metazoa; Arthropoda; Insecta; Diptera; Drosophilidae. Gene Ontology annotation, cellular component: mitochondrion. The record is from RefSeq and is a predicted model, not a curated record. The transcript has a single exon. The coding region runs from base 13 to 1086 and encodes 357 amino acids.
UCAAAAGCUGAAAUGUACAAAUUUCUAUUGCGACAUCAUUCUUUGAGUUUUCGUAACGAUAGGACCUCAACUUGCAAGUCCUUGCUAAAGCUGAGCAGCAAAGCCUCGAAUACGCCGCGUCCACCAAAGGAUCCUCCCGACGAGGGCUACCGACCUCAGAGUGUGGACCAUCAGGAGGUGGAAGUAUCCGACUUUGUUAGACCGCAAGCAUAUCGGCAAUUUAAUGGAUCUGAUGAGGUGCUCGGUCCCGGUGCGGGAAAGACUAAGGAUUACAAGAACGCCCAAUACUUUGGCUAUCAUCGCUUCAGUUUUGUUGAACUCCAGAAUCAAUCGAUGGAGUUGCGCGAUGAGCGACGAUUAAAUGGAGGCAUUCAAGUGAACAUGGGCGAGGAUGAUGAGGAGGAAUGUCUUGAUGACAGAUUGGAGGCCAUGAAGGAGCGGGAAGAGGAGUUUGAUAAGGCGCUGGCAGCUCAGUUGAAAGAUGGUGAAAAGGCCAAGUUAAAGGACUGGUGUUUAGCCAUGGAAAAGAAACAGGAGGAAAUGCAUAAGGCACAGAUGUCUAGCAAGGAUGACGAGAAGAAGCUCAAGGAAUGGUGUGAAGAAAUCGAAAAGAAGCAGCAAGAGCGAGCUAAGAAAGGACAGAAAUUGGACAACAAGACGGAGAAAGUUCAGAAGGCAAUCGACAAGAGAGUGAGUGAAAUAUUAACUGACUGCACGGAUAAAUUAAAGAAAACGGGCGACGCCAUUGAGGUGGGAAAAAAGAAUGCCCCUACUGAGUGUAAGAAGGAAGACAAAGUGAAAACUGAGAAACCUGCUGUAAAAUGUGAUGAAGCAAAAGUUAAGGAAAGUGUCAAAAAAGCAGAUGAAAAAUUAUGUGAUCAACCGAAAGAGAAGGACAAAAAAUAUGAAAUGAAAGGAAAGGUAGAAAAAUGUGAUAAACCGAAAGAAAAUGAGAACAAAUGUGAAAAACCAAAAGGAACUGAAGAGAAAUGUGCAAAGACUAAAGAAACAGAUGUGAAAUGUGAGAAGAAAGAAGAACAAAAGUCUGAUAAAUGUGAAAAGACGGAUAAAGACAGCAAAAAGUAACAUUCAAAGACGUCACAACCCAAAGCAAAGACCCAAACCAUACAAUGCCAUCCCAGCUGUGAGAGUUUUUAGUGCAUUGGCUAAGCGACGUCAUCAACCGCAAACAGUGGCGCCACAGUUGCUCCCAAACUGUACUGGUCAGAUACAUUUUGUUUAUCGCUUGGCCUUUUGUUGUUUUGUUAUUUUAAUUCUUUGUGCGAGUUUCUUUUCAAGUUGCAAUUUGAAUUGUUAAUAAAUUCAUAGUAGAGUUUCGCAUAUAAUCAA